UCUCAAUACCAGUCGCAGGCAUAUAUACACAUGCACAACACAAUCUGUCAUUUGCCAUACAUACUGUGCUUUCACAUUAACAGAGGAACAACAUAUCGACCUUUGUUCGAUAAUAAGUGACAUUUUUGCCUUAUUUUAGUCCACACAUAUCUAGUGAAGUCAUGAAACUACCUGUUGCGUGGAUACACGGUGCAUUGGCUUCAUUGCUAUUUGUAGCAUGCUCCGAUGCAGCCCUGUGUGGGGAAGUGCAGAACGUUUCCGGCUACACAUGCGAUGUGUUGUAUAGAUUCGACAUGUCGGCAAGUGCAAAUGAGGUAGAUUCACCUGCUGAAUAUAAUAGUGUGUGCUGUAAACUUGAUGGAUGCCAAAAAGCCACAGACGGUGUCAUUUUAGAGGUCUUCAGAGAGUGUGCCGCCGGCAUAGACCCACGAACUGGGUCGACGUUGACGGUCGAUGUCACCGUGUUGAAUUCCGGAGGCUCUGUACUAUCAAACGCAAAUCUACUGCUCACAAAUACAAACACAGGUGAAGAGAUUGAGUUUGCGUAUAAUGGUCAGUCAACGUUCUCGUUGGAUGAGGGGGGCAGCUACGAUAUCACUGUACUCGGUCUCGAUGGAUACUCAAUCCAGACUGAGAUGGGCACCGAAAAGAUGAGUGGUACUGCAUUAACAGGCGAUACAGUUGUUGACGGUGUGUACUCUCUAGUGAAUGUAACUGUAGAUACUGAGGUGGAGUUUGUGUAUAUGGCACCUCAGAUGAACAAACAAAUAACAAUCCGCGCCGAGGAUGAUGUUGGUAACGUUAUAUCUGAUGCUCAAGUAGAGGUUACAGAUAUAACUGCUGGUACAUCGAAAAUUUAUACCGUAAGCGACGAUGAAUGGGAUCCGACCACAGGUACUUUCAUCUUCGAUCUACCAUCGAAUGAAGAUUACCAGUUCGAGAUCCUUAACACCCCGAGCAAUGUAAUAGCCGUCGACGAGAUAAAUGGGGACAAUCUUGCCGAUGGCAAGACAGUACUUAUGGUUAGCGAAAACACGACUAUCACCUUCGUAUAUGCGGUAGAAACGACGUGCCAGAUCGCCUACUUUGACGCAGGCGGGGCUUGUAACGCCGGCUUCUUGGAGCAGGGCUGGAAAGCUUGCUAUGGUAGCGACUGCACGCAAACUAUCUGCUGCAGUCAGCGAACCUGUCUAACUGAAACCGAUCUUACGUCGGGUUCCAUCUGUGACGAAUAUAGACCUAAGAUGGACUUUAGUACCAUUGCUUGUGGGGAGGGCACUGGUGUUGCCUGCAGCUUUGAGCUGUGUUGCACAACGGACGUUCUACCACCGCUCACACCGCACAUUGAGGACCAAUGUUCGACCUCGGCUUCCAUUAUUAAUAUUGACUUUGAGGAUGCCGUUGGCUGGGGAUAUAACGAUGACGACGACCUGGACGCUAAAUACAGACCUGAGGGAAUCACCUUCUCUCUUACAACCACCGGAUCGUUCGCACCUUACAGUCUGCGAAGUGCACCAAGGCUAGAGGCUGAAGGUGGCCCGCAAGCCGCAGCUGGGUUCUGGACGUCCUGUCGCCAUUCUUCAGGAAAGACUGUGUAUGACUACGAUUACAAGAACACAUUGGGUGGCUAUUUCUUGAAGUUGGUCGGCUUGGACUCGGAUGACAUACCAUACAUGCCGGCGUUGCUCGUGACCUACAACACACACGGGUCGACUCAGGCUGCGGGUAUGUUGUACGAUAUCGAUGGCAACGCGAAUAAAAUCGAGGCGUACAUGGUGAGUAUAUACGAUGAGAACAGGAACCUUCUGGGCUCAGACUAUUCGGUACGCGGAACUACAGCCGAGUGUACCGAAAAUCUCUACGAAGGUACCUAUUGGCAGUUUGUAGUCAACUCUACCAACGGCGUCCCUAUCAAGUAUCUGCGUAUCGACUACAUUGGCAGUGGCAAUCCGACGAAUAUUGGAAUGGGUUUCGAUAACUUCAGGGCCUUCGGUUGCACCGAGGAUGCAAGAGUGAUUAACGCUUUCUCUACAGGCUAAAAACGAUAAUAACUGAUUCCGUUUUUCUUACGUUGUACUAGUAGCGGAGCUAGAUGUUGUACCCAUAUAUAACCACUGCACAAUGUCUUUCGAGCGUGCCGUGUACCGUACAACGCGAGACAGUAACCUUCACCAGGGCAGCAUAUUUGCUCGAAAAAAGACAUGCGCCUUUUCCAAGCGUGAAACCCGUGUUGUCAACAGCAAUUUACCUCGGCGAACUUGGCCGUUUACAGUAACUAAAUAAAAAAAUUCAUUAAAUUUUAUGUAUAUGCA
Sphaeroforma arctica JP610 is the source of this 2312-nucleotide messenger RNA. RefSeq lists its product as hypothetical. Lineage: Eukaryota; Ichthyosporea; Ichthyophonida. The record is from RefSeq and is a predicted model, not a curated record. The coding region runs from base 162 to 2039 and encodes 625 amino acids. The transcript is spliced from 2 exons.